AUGCGCCGACCAAGCGCAAGAGUUUUCACUCUUGUGAUUUCAACUCGCCAAAACGGGCGCUCAUCACGUCUGGAGCGGACGGGACGGUAUGACGUCAUCACCAGCAACAGUUCUGAAGCGCAUAAAAUAAGUUUGGACCAACAUCUAGCAAAACACACCGGUGAGAAACCCUACAUGUGUGGGGAGUGUGGAUACAGAACAGCUGUGAGGGCCAGCUUAUCCAAGCAUAUGAGAACCCAUACAGGAGAAAGGCCCUACAAGUGUGACCAGUGUGACUAUUCUGCAGCAUGGAAAUACACCUUAGAUAAUCAUAAAGCAAAACACACCGACUAUCAUCUCACUAAGCACACAGGUGAGAAACCCUACAUGUGUGGGGAGUGUGGGUACAGGACAUCUAACAAGUCUCACUUGUCCCGACAUAUGAGAAAACAUACAGGAGAAAAACCCUACAAAUGUGACCAGUGUGACUAUUCUGCUGCACAUAAAUUCACUUUGGACAAACAUCUAACAAUGCAUGCUGGUGAGAAACCCUACAUGUGUGGGGAGUGUGGAUAUAGAACAGCUUACAAGUCUACCUUAUCCCUACAUAUGAGAACCCAUACAGGAGAAAAACCCUACAAGUGUGACCAGUGUGACUAUUCUGCUAUAGAAAAAUCCACUUUGGCCAAACAUUUAGUAAAACACACCGGUGACAAACCCUACAUGUGUGGGGAGUGUGGGUACAAGACAGCUAUCAAGUCUCACUUAUCCCAACACAUGAGAACCCAUACAGGAGAAAAACCCUACAAGUGUGACCAGUGUGACUAUUCUGCAGCGCAUAAAAUCAGUUUGGACCAACAUCUAGCAAAACACACUGGAGAAAAACCCUACAAGUGUGACCAGUGUGACUAUUCUGCAGCACGGAAAUCAUCCUUGGACAAACAUAUAUCAAAACACACAGAUAAGAAACCCUACAUGUGUAGGGAGUGUGGGUACAGGACAACUCGAAAGUACUACUUAUCCUUACAUAUGAGAGUGCAUACAGGAGAAAAACCCUACAAGUGUGACCAGUGUGACUAUUCUGCAGCACGGAAAUCCACCUUAGAUGAUCAUAAAUCAAAACACACGGGUGAGAAACCCUACAUGUGUGGGGAGUGUGGGUACAGGACCACUUACCGGUUUUCCUUAGCCAAACACAUGAAAGGCCAUACAGAAGAAAAAACCCACAAGUGUCACCAGUGUAGCUAUUCCGCGGACUCUAAGACUGCCCUAAGUCAACAUAUGAAAAUUCACACGGAGGCACCAACUCUGCAACUGUGACCAUCUCGUAGUGACAUUUAGUGCGCCCAAUCUUGUCUUAACUAUAUACAGUUUCUCUCCAUUCAUAUCAUGAUUAAGUAUAUAUUGCAAUAGUGCUCAUUAUCUUCUUCUAUUUAAAAAUAGGCGAAAUAUUUUGUAAAAUUUAACAAAAUUUGCAAAAUGGGAAAACCUUCUCCCUAUGAAACGUCAUUGUCAUGUACUUUGAACUGCAUCCACUGCGUUCUGAUUACCCAACAAAAGUUCAGUUACAAGAAUAUUUCUAAGAAGCCUAAUGCACACUUUGUUCUUUAAUAGUAGGUAUCAAUUGUUUAGAACAGAAAUCAUAUUUUUAGUUAUUUAGAACUGAAGUGGAAGAACAUUUAAGUUGAAAGUAUUUAUUGGAUAAUGUACGUAUACAUGUAAUCAGUACUUAACAUAGGUAAGUGAUUGUAGACAAUAGAUGAAACGUAGUCGUUGAAAUAGUAUGAAUGGAGCUUCGAUUUCUUGUUAAUACUUACUUUGACGAAGUGCGUGCCUA
Messenger RNA from Branchiostoma belcheri (Belcher's lancelet), 1816 nucleotides. RefSeq names its product zinc finger protein 93-like. The transcript has 4 exons. The coding region runs from base 1 to 1299 and encodes 432 amino acids. Gene Ontology annotation, cellular component: nucleus. The record is from RefSeq and is a predicted model, not a curated record. Lineage: Eukaryota; Metazoa; Chordata; Leptocardii; Amphioxiformes; Branchiostomatidae. Gene Ontology annotation, biological process: regulation of transcription by RNA polymerase II. Gene Ontology annotation, molecular function: RNA polymerase II transcription regulatory region sequence-specific DNA binding; DNA-binding transcription factor activity, RNA polymerase II-specific.